AUGUCUCCGCCCAGUGAUGCAGUGUUGCGCGCUGGAUCGUUGAUCCUCGUCACUGGCGCCAAUGGAUUUCUCGCCUCGCGAAUUGUGGAUGAGCUCUUGGCUUCUGGAUACCGUGUGCGAGGCACUGUCCGAGACCCUGUGAAGCAGUCAUGGCUGCAGGACCACUUCGACAAGACAUACGGCUCCGACCAAUUCGAAUUAGUCGGGGUCAGGGACCUGAAAGAGGAAGGUUCGCUAAACCAGGUUGUCAAGGGCUGCGCCGGCUUGGUCCACGUUGCCAGCAAUGUCUCAUUUUCUCCUGAUCCAAACGUGGUGGUCACCGAGACAGUCACCUUGACGCUGAACGCCCUUAAAGCCGCAGCUUCAGAGUCGUCCUUGAGUCGCUUCGUUCUUACCUCGUCUUCAAUCGCUGCGGCACAGUCGAGAUACAACGAGCCAUACGAUCUAACACCGGAAAUGUGGAACACUAAAGCUGUCGAAGCUGCCUGGGCGCCUCCACCCUACGAAAUGGACAGAGCUGUAGCGGUGUAUGGCGCCUCGAAGACGCAAGCCGAGCAAGCAAUGUGGAAAUUCGUAGAAGAGCAGAAGCCGCAUUUCGUGGUCAACGCAGUCCUGCCGGACUUCAUCUGCGGGCUGCCGGUCAAGCUGGAGAAGCAAGGCUAUGGUCCAUCAUGCGGCAUGCUGUAUGCCUUGUGGAACCACGAUGACAGGUUUAAAUUGCUGUAUCCUCAAUUCCUGGUCGACGCUGGGGACGCCGCGCUUUUGCAUAUUGUUGCCUUGCUCAAGCCUGACGUCCGAAACGAGCGUAUCUUUGCGUACGCCCACAACAGGACGUGGACGGAUACCAUUCCGCGGUUACGCAGGAUGUAUCCCAACCAUACAUUUCCUGACCCGCCGGAGAACGAAGGCGUCGAUAUGGCCAAUGUCAUCGGACAGAAGCGAGCGGAAGAACUGCUGAAGUGGAUGGGUCAGCCAGGGUGGAGGCCUAUGGAGGAGUCAUUGAAGGAAGUCUGCGACACCAUGCAAUGA
Baudoinia panamericana UAMH 10762 is the source of this 1029-nucleotide messenger RNA. RefSeq lists its product as uncharacterized. Gene Ontology annotation, molecular function: oxidoreductase activity, acting on the CH-OH group of donors, NAD or NADP as acceptor. Lineage: Eukaryota; Fungi; Ascomycota; Dothideomycetes; Mycosphaerellales; Teratosphaeriaceae. The transcript is spliced from 7 exons. The record is from RefSeq and is a predicted model, not a curated record. The coding region runs from base 1 to 1029 and encodes 342 amino acids.